AUGCUCUCAGUGGACACGCUCAUCAUCUUAAUGAUCAACACCGCCAGUGGUGGGUACCUCAUGUGGUACCGACAGAAACCCAGCGGGGAAAUUGAAAUGAUUUGUUCGGAGUCGUGUCUGAAAUCCCGUUACACGGUGGGCACGUCAGACCUCCCCGGUGUAGGAUUUAUGACGAUCUCCAACACACUUGUGACGGAUUCCGGGAGUUAUAUCGCAGUAUCGAAGAAGAAAAAGACCAGGGCUUUUUUAGGCACUUCAUACGUGAAUUUGGCGGUCACAGAUCACACUCCGCGUAUUCGUCUGUUCUACGGGUCCGGCAUCGCCAAGACGCACGUGUUUCAGUGUGAGGUAGCGGGAGCGGGCGCGGACUUGCGCGGUCCGUACUGGGAGAUCACGGAACUCGGGCAUGUGCGCAAGAUGAGAGGAGUUGGAAGUGAAGGAAUAGAUGCAGACGGCCGCUUCACACGCUGGUCUAUGGUGACAUUGGGCUCAGACAAGUCCUUCUCUGUGACUUGUCUUUCUAGCCACAACCACACUACAGAAACGCUCAGAACCGGCACAAUUAACAUAUCUCAAGGUGCGUCUGUGUGCGUGUUCACCUACUUCCUGGCCCCGGUGGCGUGUGCGCUACUUGUGCUCACCGUGGUGCUGACGGUGCUCUCGGCCCGGAGGACCCGCCAACGUGGGCUGGAAAGAGAUGGUUGA
This is a messenger RNA of Sardina pilchardus (European sardine), 705 nucleotides long. RefSeq lists its product as uncharacterized. The record is from RefSeq and is a predicted model, not a curated record. NCBI's taxonomy places the organism in Eukaryota, Metazoa, Chordata, Actinopteri, Clupeiformes, Clupeidae. The transcript has 4 exons. The coding region runs from base 1 to 705 and encodes 234 amino acids.